Cyprinodon variegatus (sheepshead minnow) is the source of this 432-nucleotide messenger RNA. Its product is annotated as unconventional myosin-XVB-like. NCBI's taxonomy places the organism in Eukaryota, Metazoa, Chordata, Actinopteri, Cyprinodontiformes, Cyprinodontidae. The transcript is spliced from 3 exons. The annotation marks the transcript as partial. The record is from RefSeq and is a predicted model, not a curated record.
GUAUGUAUCUGACCAGGGUCCAGGGGAGUACCGUUCACUAUGUCAGCACAAGUUGCUGACGUCUCUGCAGCUUCCAGCCCCCGCUGCACGCCUCCACCCCCCCACACAGCUGGAGUGGACGUCCAAUCAGAGGAAAGGAACGAUGCUUGUGGAAGUUAAGACUUUUAAUGAUGAAGAGUUGACAACUGAGGUGGAGUCAUGGACCACAGGAGAGCAGCUGGCUUCUUGGCUUCUUCGUUAUCGAGGUGUGAUGGAGGCUCUGCAAGGCUGGUCUGUGUCUAUUGCUACCGAUGAAGGGUGGUCAGACCUGGCCGGCUCUGACUUUGUCAUGGACCUUCUGGCUGGGGCUGAGGCUGAAGCUGAAGCCCUUCAUGGACCAGCGACGCCCUCCUCCGCAAACUCUGACUACCUGUUUAGAAACCAAGGAGACAG